AUGACAGUCCGUGUAACACACAGACACGGAUUACUUGAGAAAGAGUGGAAGGAAAGAGGUGUAGCAGAGAGCAGGGGAGUAGAGAACACCUGGAGGGUAGACGUGAGCAGAAGAUCACCUGAAAUUAUAUCCAUGCCUGGCCUGCAUGGGGAAAGGCAGUUAGAGGAAUACAUUGAGAGCAAGCUAGGAUUUUGCAUUUCACGUUAUAAAAUUAAUGUAGUUGAAGGAGAAUAUUUCUUUCUGAAAUGUUGCCUUCCUAAAUCUCAGAAUAAAAAUGGCACUGUGAAAUGGUAUAAAAACAGUGACUCACUUGGAUUUGUUGAGAUAACCUCCAGCAGUUCACCCAGAAUUGUUUCACACAACUAUGGUUUAGAGUUUUGGCCACUUGAGCUAGAUGACAGUGGAAGUUACAAAUUCUGCAUGGGUAAUUAUACUUGCAAAUGGAAAUUAAAUGUCUGCAGAAGAAGCAAUCACAGAUGUUAUUCUGAAGAAGUAGUACAUACUCAAUCUGUGGAAGUUGGAGAAUUUUUAUCAAUAAAAUGUGAUGAAAUAUUUGAGUACAAUAAGAGCCUCAUCAACAGCACAUCAUUGUAUAAGGAUUGUGAAAUAAGUAAGAGUGGUGAUUCCUUUAUAAAGAAUGAAGCAGAGUUUGGAGAUGGUGGCUAUUAUACGUGCAUUUAUUCCCUCCUUUACAAUGGAAAACUAUUUAAUAUUACCAAGACCAUUAACAUGAAAAUAAAUAACGAACAAAGUAUUUCUAGUUCGUUUCUUCCUGGGCCAGAAAUUGAGAUUAUUGAAGUGGAAUUAGGAAAAGAUGUACAGCUCAACUGCUCUGCUUUUGUGGAUCGUAUUGCUACGUUUUAUUGGGAAUAUGAAAAUUAUUCUAAUGUGCAUGAAAAGAUAUCAAAACCUACAGUUAAAAUGAACAUAAAUUAUGUUUCAAGAAUAUUAAUAAUUGAAAAAAUUAAUGAAAAAAAUAUAAACACUACAUAUACAUGUCAUUUGGCUAACUCGUCGAUCCAUGAGAAAAGAACCUUCAUCUUGAAGAAAAAAGUUAUGCAUGAUAUCUCAGAUCACGUCUUCACAAGAGGAAUGAUCAUAACUGUUUUUAUAUCAAUGGCCAUUGUAUGUCUGGUGAUCUUGGGUAUCAUUUAUAGAGUUGACUUGGUUCUAUUUUAUAGAAGUCUCAUGAGAAGGGAUGAAACAUUAGCAGAUGGAAAAAAAUAUGAUGCUUUUGUGUCUUACCUAAAAGAAUGUCAAGCUGAGAAUGAAGAAGCACACUCCUUUGCUGUGGAGAUUUUACCCAGGGUGUUGGAGAAACAUUUUGGGUAUAAGUUAUGCAUAUUUGAAAGGGAUGUAGUACCUGGAAAAGCUAUUGUUGAUGAAAUCCACUCAUUGAUAGAAAAUAGUCGAAGACUAAUCAUUGUCCUAAGUAAAAGUUACAUGUCUAAUGAAGUCAGGUAUGAAUUGGAAAGUGGAAUUCAUGAAGCACUGGUAGAACGGAAAAUCAAAAUAAUUCUAAUUAAAUGUUCAUCUGUCAGUGACUUCACAUUCUUGCCACGAUCACUAGAGCUUUUGAAAUCUCACAGAAUUCUGAAGUGGAAGACUGAUAAACCUCCAAGUUACAACUCAAGGUUCUGGAAGAAUCUUCUCUACCUGAUGCCUGCAAAGGCAAUCAAGCCAUGCAAAGAUGAAGAUUUUUUCCCUUUUUUUUCAUAA
This is a messenger RNA of Sorex fumeus (smoky shrew), 1719 nucleotides long. RefSeq names its product interleukin 18 receptor 1 (gene IL18R1). The transcript has 10 exons. The coding region runs from base 1 to 1719 and encodes 572 amino acids. Gene Ontology annotation, molecular function: interleukin-18 binding; interleukin-18 receptor activity. The record is from RefSeq and is a predicted model, not a curated record. Lineage: Eukaryota; Metazoa; Chordata; Mammalia; Eulipotyphla; Soricidae. Gene Ontology annotation, biological process: positive regulation of type II interferon production; interleukin-18-mediated signaling pathway.